AUGACGGUCAAACCAACUCAGAAGGACCGCGAUGCCAAUGUCGUCGGUCAAGCUCUGGCUGAAGUCCUCCCACAGACAGAUAAGUGGUGGUUUCAACAACCACACCUACUGAAGCUGAAUCUCUUGCUAGCGAUUCCAGUGCUGUCAAGUUCUGUCUCUGGUUUUGAUGGCUCUCUGAUGAACGGACUUCAGGCCCUUCCGCAAUGGACCAGCGACUUCGGCAACCCUCAGGGGAAGAUGCUAGGCCUGGUCAAUGGCAUCAUGACCGUCGGCAUGCUACUUGCACUUCCCAUCACUCCCAUACUCACCGACAAGUAUGGAAGAAAGAUCCCCAUCCUCUUCGGCUGUAUCGGCACCAUCAUCGCCACCGUGAUCCAGGUUGUUUCGGUCAACUACGGCAUGUUCUGCUUGGCCAGAGGAAUUUUAGGCUUUGCAAGCACCUUUAUGAUCUCCCCCAGUGCUCUACUCAUUGCUGAACUCGCCUAUCCGACGCAUCGUGCGAAAUACACUUCAGCAUUCUUCACCGUAUACUACGUGGGUGCCAUCGUCGCUUCAUGGGUUACAUUCGGCACCCAGAACAUGUCGGGUUCCAUGGCAUGGAAGGUGCCCUCGAUCUUCCAGGCGAUCCUCCCGCUGAUUCAGGUCCUGGCCUUUUGGUGGCUUCCUCAGUCGCCCCGUUGGCUCGUGGCCCAGGACCGCAUCCAAGAGGCUACUGAGAUUCUGACGAGGCUGCACGAUCCUACGCCAAACAGUCCCUUGGUUGCUACCGAGAUGGGCGAGAUCAUCGAGUCCAUCCAGAUGGAAAAGGAGGCGGCCAAUACAACUUGGGGCUCUCUGUUUGCGACGCCGGGCAAUCGUCGUCGUUGUCUCGUAGCUAUUGUCGUCGGGCUUUUCGCCCAAUGGAAUGGCGUCGGCGUGCUUUCUUACUACCUGGCCAAGGUGCUCGCAUCCGUCGGGAUCACGGGGACGUUUGACCAGACACUUAUCAACGGCAUGCUGCAAAUCUUUAAUUUCUUGGCCGCCUUGCUCGGAGCCUUCCUUGUGGAUCGACUUGGCCGGCGAACUCUGUUUUUGUGGUCGACCACCGGCAUGCUCAUCUCCUACAUCAUCUGGACUGCCUGCUCCGCGGUCAACAACGAGACCGGUAACUCCACUGCGGGUAUUGUCGUUGUCGUCUGUGUCUUUAUCGUUUUCUUCCACUACGAUAUAGCCUGGACGCCACUUCUCUUCGGAUACCCCACUGAGAUUUUCCCUUACUCUCUGAGAGCCAAGGGUAUCACACUCGAACUAUUUUUCAACUCUGGGGGCUUGAUGGUUGCUCAAUUCGUCAACCCAAUUGGCAUGGAAAGUCUCAGUUGGCGAUACUAUAUCGUGUUCAGUUGCAUUCUCGCGUUUGUCCUGGUCUUGAUCUACUUCUUGUUCCCUGAGACCAAAGGCCAUUCCCUUGAGGAGAUCGCUGUCAUUUUUGAUGGACCGCGGGCCGAGACAUCUGCUGCGCGAGAAAAGCAUGAUAUCGAGGUCAGCGAAGUGUAA
Messenger RNA from Thyridium curvatum, 1533 nucleotides. RefSeq lists its product as uncharacterized. Gene Ontology annotation, cellular component: membrane. Lineage: Eukaryota; Fungi; Ascomycota; Sordariomycetes; Thyridiales; Thyridiaceae. Bases 1 to 1533 code for a protein of 510 amino acids. The transcript has 3 exons. Gene Ontology annotation, biological process: transmembrane transport; carbohydrate transport. Gene Ontology annotation, molecular function: carbohydrate:proton symporter activity. The record is from RefSeq and is a predicted model, not a curated record.